Messenger RNA from Thermothielavioides terrestris NRRL 8126, 5346 nucleotides. RefSeq lists its product as uncharacterized. The transcript has 2 exons. Bases 1 to 5346 code for a protein of 1781 amino acids. The record is from RefSeq and is a predicted model, not a curated record. Gene Ontology annotation, molecular function: guanyl-nucleotide exchange factor activity. NCBI's taxonomy places the organism in Eukaryota, Fungi, Ascomycota, Sordariomycetes, Sordariales, Chaetomiaceae.
AUGUCGUUCCGCAGUGAUGAUUCGCGCCGGUACGGCCAUGUGCCGCCGGCGCAGUAUCCCGUCGCCACCCCGCCGCAAGAGCCAGUCGGGUAUCCCGCGCGGCGGCAGAGCUUCAACAACGGCGACGAUGCCAGUUUCUUCGACCCGCCCAAUGCCAACCGGGCCCAGCCGCUCUACACGGGCAGCACCGGGAGGGCUGACGAGGAACUGUUCAUCGCCAGCCCAAGCGCCGAGAGGCAGCCGGCGGCGAACCGGGCAAGCUAUAUCCCCCAGAAUGCAGCUGCCGCUGCCUAUCAACGUCAGUACCAGGUGCAGAUCCCGCCGCCGCCGCCGCCGCCGCCGCCCUCGCACUCGACAUACAAUCCCCAAACGUUCGCUCGCUCGCAGUCGACCUCGCUUCCGUACCACCCCGCCCAGGGAGCAAGAUACACGCCAUCGACGAGCCCGACCUACACGACACCCCCGACGACGACCUACACACCGCAGGCGUACAACCCGGCGGCAUAUGCGAACACCAGCAGUGCUGCUGCUCCUCAGCGGCAUUCCACCGUCGCUGGGUACAAUGGCUACAGCUACGGCCACUACAGCGCCGCUGCCGUUCCUCAUGUCUCGACAGCCUACGCGCCCCCGCCCUCAUCAACGUACGGCGGAUCGCAACCGGCUUCGGCGACAACGCCAUCGUCUGCGCAGCGAUAUGAGCCUGGGCUGCAUAGCCCCCAAUAUGCGCCAUCUGCAGCUCCGUCUGCCGCCUCGCCGCAGUACGAUCAACCGUAUCCGGCCAGUUACGGAGCGCAGCAGUAUUCUGGGUCCUAUGCGACCAACGGUGUCACUGCCGGCCAAAGUCCUACGUAUCCAGCGCCGAGCCCGCAAGCCCCGUAUCCUGCGCACUCUCAGAUACCUGUCGGCCCUAACUACGCGCUCGAGUCGAUAUCUUCGGCGAACCGUGCGUCUCGAUCUGGCUCUCAGUCGUCUGCAGCGCCCUCCCCUCCGAUCCGAACCCAGGCCUCUUCCCAGCUCCAACGGCACCCCACGAAUGCUCCGCUUCCCAGCCGCCCCAUGGACGACCUACCGGAGGAGCCGGAUUGGAGGAUCAAUGGCGACAACGAGUCCGAUUUCCAAGUUACCCAGGAGAGCCUGAUCCAGGACAUCGUCUCGGAUCUGGGCGUGCCCUCUCACACGCAGUGGCCCCAACCCGCGAACGACACUGUAUCAGGCGACGAUCUGAACAAGGCCCAGCGGUACAACUCGACCUCGUCGAGGACGACUGCGGAUACGGGGGUGAAUCGGUAUCCCUCCAACGCCUCCUCCGCAAUGAACCACACCAUUGCCUCGACCAAUACCACGUAUAACUGGGACUCUGACGAGAGCGAUCCUGAGGGCGCGGCGGGCCUACUGGCGAUGCAGGAUGAUAUGGAUGAUCGGAGGUUUGGCGGAUUAACUUUCCCUGCAUACAUGGAACCUCCGGCGGCUGCACAAUCACCGUCGUCCGCUCCGCAACCACCGUCGUCCGCUGCGCAAGCUCCUCCGCCUUCGGAAGAGUACGUCAGUACAGACAGCGACUAUGGCGGAAUGGAUCUUGGCAUGUACGGGGGCGGAUAUGCCGGAAACUUGCAGUACGGGAACGAAGUCGGCUCUCCGCCGCCGACGGCCCCAACCCAGACGACGGCUCCGGUCCAGGAAACUCCUCGGCCGCUGCCGACUCCACAGGGACAGGGAACCGAAUACCCGCCCUUUUCAGAAGUUUCGGUUGACUACGGGGGCACCGGUGGCCUUCUUCCGCCUCAGACGCACCGCUUGAGCUUCGACGAGGGCGAUGAGCAAGUGUCGGUCCAUUCUCGGCAAAGUGGCAGCGAUUCCCCUUCCAAGGAGGACUACCCGUACGAUCAGAUGUUCUGGCACCCGGGCCUCUCAAAUCGUCCCCUGCCUGCUCUUCCUCCCACUCCAGACAGCAACACGCUCCUCUCCGCGCAACCGCCCAACCGGUCCGCCUACCAGCACCACUACUCCCUAAGCGCGGACUCUAGGUUCCCUGGCCCGUCCGAUAGCCACGAGACCUACCCAGGUCAGAGCAUAAGCCAACAGCAUGUUGAGAGGUCCAUAUCUGUCUCGGAACACAGCAAUACGCCGCACGUACAAGCACCUGCCAGGUCCAGGACAGACGCAACCGAGGAGCGCAGGCGAGCGAUGAAGCACAUGUCCCAUCCGCACGCGCAGGCCUACCAGCAGGGCACCUCUACGCCGUACGAGGGCUUCGAUGCCGGAACGCCGUCGCCUUUGGCUGCGUAUGAUAUGAUCACUCUGCCCACCGGAAGGAGGAAGAAAUUCGUGCCUUCAAAGCUUACCGCUGCCGACUUCAAGCGCUGUGCGGAACCAUGGGCUCUCAGCGGCAUCACCGCCUGGGUCCGUGAAAUGGCCGAGGGCGAGCCGGACCUGAAGAGGAAGACGAUUGAAGAAGGCGUUCUCAAGCUCUUCUGCGCCAAGGUCCCGACCAUGAACGUCGCCGACGCCGAACUGCUGAGCGCGAAGGUGGUCGACUCCAUGUUCGCAGCCGGCAUCCUGAUUCCCGAGGAGGAAUGGGUCAAGUUUGGGACAGGGCAGUUGUCGGGUGUGCUGUGGCAGCUUACCGGUUCCGGCUGCUAUGCGCCAAAGCUGCACGAGGACGAGGGCGUCUCGCCCAGGUUGCACGACAAUGGCAUACCCGUGAGAUGCUAUUCGCAUCACUGCGGCAGGACCCUCAAGAAGGUCAAUUUGGACAACAUGAUGUCCGAAGAGGACGUCGUGAUUCUGGACUGGGCGACCUUCCACGGCGUGACGAUGGAGGAGAUCAAGAGCAAGCCCAAAAAGGAGGUCGAGAGGCAGAACGUGCUGCACGAGAUCGUCACGGGCGAGGAAGAAUACAUGGGCCAGCUCGACGUCCUUCGGCUUCUCUAUCGAGACUGGCUGCGGGCCUGGCAACCGCCGAUCAUCGCGGCGAACCGGAUGGACAAGUUCAUCGACGCCGUGUUCGGCAAGGUGGAUGCGGUUCAGCAGAUCAACAAAGAACACCUCCUCGCCCAGCUCAAGUACCGCCAGCAGGAGCAGGGUCCCUGGAUCGUCGGCUUCAGCGACCUGUUCAGGGAGUGGAUUCGGAAGGCCAGGCCGAUCUACAUCGAGUACUGCUCGUCGUAUCCGUACGCGUCCUAUCUCAUUCGCAAAGAGGCCGCCAGAAAUCUGCUUUUCCGCCAAUUCUUGGACGUCGUCCGAGACCACAAGCGCUCCAAGCGUCUUGAAUGGACAACCUUCGUCAAGGCCCCCAUCACCCGGCUCCAAAGAUACGGCCUGCUUCUCGAGACGGUGAAGAAGAACAUGCUGGGCGAAAGCGAGGAGAAGACAAAUCUUGAGAGGGCCCUGGACGAGAUCAAGAAGGUCACGCACGAGUGCGACGAGAAGGUGGCCGAGAUGACCAAGAAGGUUGAGCUGCUUGAGCUCCAGUCCAUGCUGGUGCUCCGGCCUGGCUUCCAGUCUGUCUUGAACCUCGAUCAUCUCGGACGAGAACUGCUCAAGCAGGGCGAUCUCCAGAGGCAAGGCUCCAAGGGAGUGCGCUGGGUCGACACGCACGCCUUACUGUUCGACCACUAUUUCAUCUUGGCGAAGACGGUCCCAUCCAAGGAUGGGAGGAGCGACAAGAAAUACGAUGUCUCCAAAGAGGUAUGUUUUCGUCUGGAUUCCCCGAUUCCCAUGCCGCUACUCUUCAUCGAAAGCAUGAAUGAUGACCCGGUCGCCAAGCAGAAGAGCUUGACGGCUCCGUUGACACGAACUACCGCUGCAACCGGCUCGGGGACGCAGCUCAACAAAGUGACCACCAACAGCAGCGAGCGGCCCGGCCUUGAACACACGGGUACCAGUUCUUCCGUUGGUUCGAUGACCACCGUCUCGCGGCUCACACCAGCAGGUUCCGAGGAUGGCAAGAUCAUCUAUCCGUUCAAGAUCAAGCACCUCGGCCACGAAAUAUACACUCUCUACGCGUCGUCCGCCCAGGAACGUGCGGCGUGGUGCUCCGCCAUCAUCGAAGCCAAGACGCGGCACGCCCGAGCCCUCCACGCGCAGAACGCCGAGCCCUUCCGUCUCCGCGUCCUCUCGGACGGCGCUUUCGCGUAUGACUCGGCGUCGCUGCUCGGAAGGCAGCCCAAUGUGCCGAUCCGGGGCACGCCUCUGGACAGAGCGAUCCGCGAGAUGGAGCAGGUGUACGGGCCGGGGCGCGGCCCGCCGCCGGUGUGCCGAGCUACCGUAAACUGCGCCUGCGCCUUCACGUCGGGUGGCAAGUCGCUCAUCGCCAUCGGGACCGACUAUGGCGUGUACAUUUCCGAGGCGUCAAACCCGCGGGGGUGGACAAGAUCGGUCCAGAUCAGCAAGGUCACGCAGAUCGCCGUCUUGGAAGACUUCGCGAUUUGCCUCCUCAUCGCCGACAGAUCGCUCAUCUCUUACCCGCUCGACGUGAUCGCGCCCGUGUCGAACUUCCCCGCGCCGUCGCACGACAACCCCCGCCGGGCACCGCAGCGCCUGGCCAAGGACGUGGCCUUCUUCGCCACGGCGCGCAUGAAGGACCGCAUGCUGCUCUUCUACAAGCGCAAGGAGGGCAUGCACAACACCUUCAAGGUGCUCGAGCCGGUCUUCCAGAAGGCGACCGAGAAGAAGUCGCGCCUCUUCGGGGGCCGGCGCGGCGGUAGCUCGGGCACGACCGAGUCGUUCCGCGACUUCGACGAGUUCUACAUCCCGACCGAGUGCUACUCGCUCAAUCUGUUCCAGAACUACAUCGCCGUGGCCACGGCCAAGGGCUUCGAGCUGCUCACGCUCGACAAGAAGGUCACGCAGUCGAUCCCGCGCGACCUCGGGCAGCCGGCCACCGCCAACAUCGCGGCGCGCAUCAAGGAGCCGCACCCGCUGGGCAUGUUCAAGCUCAACGACCAGGAGUUCCUGCUGACGUACGGCGACUGCGCCGUCUACGUGGACAAGCACGGCGAGAUCUCGCGCACGCUCAUCAUGGAGUACUCGGGCAAGCAGCGCAAGGCGCGCGCCGCCACCAUGUUCGGCCAGUACCUGCUGCUGUUCAACGACGACUACGUCGAGGUGCGCAACGCCGAGAACGGCCGGCUCCGCCAGAUCAUCGCCGGCCGCGACCUGCGCUGUCUCGACUACGGGUUUAGGGGCCCCACCGGCGGCGUCGCCGGCGCGGGCGGCGGUGCAGGCCUCGCCGGCGUCCACGUCGCCGAUUCCAAGGGCUCCGUCAAGAUCUGCAUGAGCCAUCCCGAGGUGCCCGGCGGGCAGAUCGUGCUGGAGAUGGUGCUUAAUGAUGGGCAUGCCGAGUAA